Benincasa hispida (wax gourd) is the source of this 1795-nucleotide messenger RNA. RefSeq names its product bifunctional riboflavin kinase/FMN phosphatase-like. Lineage: Eukaryota; Viridiplantae; Streptophyta; Magnoliopsida; Cucurbitales; Cucurbitaceae. Gene Ontology annotation, molecular function: sn-glycerol 3-phosphatase activity. The record is from RefSeq and is a predicted model, not a curated record. Gene Ontology annotation, biological process: glycerol biosynthetic process.
GAAAUUGUUAUAGUCAGAUCGAUUCAAAUCGAACAAGAAUUUUACAGUUGGCAAACAUUAAGCAUUGUUCGCAUCAAAAUCAAUCGUUGAAACCCACCAUUUUCGUCCUUUUCGUUCUUCAACUCCACGAACAACACAGAAAAGCGGAAAACCCCAGAAUCUGUCCUCUGCUGGAUGAUUGUAAUUAUCCAGUUUCCCUCCCAACUUGCCAAAUUGGUCGUUCUUUCUCUCUCAAAUUCAAUCUGUUUAGAAUCCUUUACAUUAUUCGUCGAAUUCUGAUUCCGAUCGUCGGUAUUGUUCCCUCGCCACUAACUACGUUUGGUCCUCAAGCUUUAUAAUGGCGUUACGCUUCUCAUAUCAAUGCCAGCUUCUUCACUGAUCUAUUCCAGAAUUAUUACCUUCAGUUGCGAUGAAUUUCGUUGGUGGAGUUUCUGCUGUGAUUCUCGAUCUCGAUGGAACCCUUUUGGACACUGAGAGGGCGACAAAGGACGUGUUGAAGGAUUUUUUGGCGAAGUAUGGUAAAGUUUGGGACAAGAAGAGGGAAGAAGAGAAGAGAUUGGGGAUGACCCAGAAAGAAUCUGCAGCUGCAAUUGUUAGGGAUUAUGGUCUUCCAUUGACACCAGACCAAUUUAUUCAAGAAAUUACUCCCAUGUAUAGGGAAAAAUGGCCUUCUGUUAAAGCACUUCCUGGUGCUGAUCGUCUUCUCAAACAUCUUUACUCUCAUAAGGUCCCAUUUGGGCUCGCUUCGAAUUCUUCAAGUGAAUUUAUCCAUGCAAAAAUUUCUUGUAUGAAAGGUUGGAAGGACUGGUUUUCUGUGAUUCUUGGUAGUGACCAGGUUAUUGAAGGGAAACCUGCUCCUUAUCUAUUUGAAGAGGCAGCAAAAAGAAUGGGCGUAGAUGCCUCUCAUUGUUUGGUUAUUGAAGAUUCCUUGAUUGGUGUCAAAGCAGCUAAGGCUGCUAAGAUGAAGGUUAUAGCUGUCCCGUCCCGUGGGGAAAUUGAGUGCUCUUCCCUGGCAGAUAAAGUGCUUAAUUCCCUAUUAGAAUUUGAGCCUGAGCUGUGGGGUCUUCCCCCUUUUGAAGACUGGGUAGAUAGAACCUUACCGAUUGAUCCAAUAUAUCUGAGCUCUCACUACGUUAAUGGGUCUAUGAGUGAAAUCUCAGAGGAUGCAUCAUUACCUGACCAAGUUUUUGGAACGUUCUUCGGUUGGGGUGGCACUGUUAUGGCUUGGACCAUCAAGGUUGUGGUUAACAUCGGAUGGAAUUGCAGUUCAUGUACAAAAAGGAACAGGAUCUGGAAACUAUGGUCAGUUGACGGAUGUGAUAGCAAAGUAUUUGAGCAGCAGAUGCAAUUCAUGCUUGUUGGCUACAUCCGGAGAUUGAAUAGCACGGAUCUUGAAAACAUCGAUGUGAGAGAGAUUGAAGAGUUCAAGUAUAUUGCAAACACGUCACUUGACCGACCUAUGUUUGUCGACCAUUCUUGCACAUCUCUUACUGCAGAAGAAACUUCUAGCAUUAAUGGAUGAAAUAGUCUGUAAUUCACCAGAUUUCACUAUAGUUCUCUGGAGCUAUCAUUCUGGUUCAUAGGCAAUUUCAUUGAAAUUGCUCAUCUUCUUGCAAUAAUGAAUGUGUCACCACUGGCUCAAAUGAUUUUUAUUGUUAUCAUUCCUUUCUUUUUCCUUGAUUCUUUUCCAAGUAGAUUGUCUAAUUAGAUAAAAUCAAGUGGGUGAAGUGAACAGCAAGUAAUAUGGAUUCUUUAAUUCAUUCCGCCUAAUGACUAUAUUUAAUGUGAUUUUUGC